AUGCCGAAACGCACGCUCUUCACAAACAUUACCCCUCUCCCUCCGCAAGUGUCGCGAGAAGUCGCGAUAGCAAUGCUGCACAACCACAAUGAAAUGAUCGAAUUAAAUCCGCUCGUUAUCGAACACCAUCCCAUAAAGACUCCCCGAGACGCACCGGCCGACGAGUUCCUCGACUGUGCCUGGCAGGAGCUGACGGAUAAAAUCCACUUUCUGCCCGGCGGAAUGAUGAAGGGCAAGGUCAGCUAUAAAGCAUGUUUCCACGAUAUGCCGAAUGGGUUACAGACACACAUCUACGCCCCGAUGGGCUUGGACAUCCGGGAAAAGUGGACAAUUGGAGGCUCUCUCCCUGGCGAACCCCCGGAGCCGAGAGAACUCGGUCUUGACGUCCCACGCGAGGGCCUGUAUAUCCGAGAAGACGGCGACAUGAAAUGUAACAUGCUGAUGACCUCGUUUGUGCGCAAGAACCUCGACAAUGCACACAAGGUCUUGGUGGAGCGCAUUCUCAAAAAGGCCGAACGAGUAGAGGAGACGGUCAAGACGAUGGGCAUGACGCCAAUUACCCCCGGCCCCGGGUCGACCCGAUUCCAGGCGGGCUCACAUAUGUCCAGCUCCCAGAUUGUGAACUCGCAGGCAAUAUACAACAGACCGCUGUCGCCGCAGAUGCUGUCGCCGCAACAGGACCUGGGCUGGCAGACCCUGGCCAAUCACCCAGCAUUCCGGAACGAGGACAGGCGGAUGAGCUAUCAACCCGUCGUCCACCCGCAGCAGCGCAUGAGUUAUUACGCCCCUCUGAAGCAGCCGGAUCCACCAAAGCAAUUCCUCGCCGAGCUACCGGGCUCGACGUUCCAUACAGGCCAUCUGGCACCUCCGUCACGCGAUUCUCUGGUGACCGACCACCGAAUGAGCACCAUGUCCGAGCUGUCGGGCUCUGACGGCGGGACCCAUACGGGCUCACCCAACGCGCAAGCGCACUCAGACCCAGGCAGCAUGGUAUCGGAGAAUUUCUACGUCCAAAAACUCAACGCGCCUGGGUAUCCCCGGGACCGGCCACAGUCAAUGGUGUCAGGAACCUCUGGUCAUUCCAGUAAUUACCUGGACCGGAUGAGCAUGGUAUCCGAGUUGCCCUCGACCCAGCCGCAGCAGUGGCCGCAGCGGUGA
Messenger RNA from Cladophialophora carrionii CBS 160.54, 1158 nucleotides. RefSeq lists its product as uncharacterized. The coding region runs from base 1 to 1158 and encodes 385 amino acids. The record is from RefSeq and is a predicted model, not a curated record. Lineage: Eukaryota; Fungi; Ascomycota; Eurotiomycetes; Chaetothyriales; Herpotrichiellaceae. The transcript has a single exon.